This is a messenger RNA of Pyricularia grisea, 4185 nucleotides long. RefSeq lists its product as uncharacterized. The transcript has 2 exons. Gene Ontology annotation, cellular component: endoplasmic reticulum. The record is from RefSeq and is a predicted model, not a curated record. Bases 175 to 840 code for a protein of 221 amino acids. NCBI's taxonomy places the organism in Eukaryota, Fungi, Ascomycota, Sordariomycetes, Magnaporthales, Pyriculariaceae. Gene Ontology annotation, biological process: ergosterol biosynthetic process.
UCGGGGACCGACAUCAAGGAUGGGAAAUCACUAAAGAAAAAAAAAAGUCAGACUGUACGGUUUUGUACCCCUGAAACCAAGGACUAUAUCAGUCAGGUCAUCGCGUGCACGGCACGCAUCCUUUCCUUUCAAAUCUUUUGCAUACAUUCUCUUUUGAUUUCAAGCAAGCCAACCAUGUCGUCCCCAAUUAGCGGGUUCCUCCGCUUCGUGGCCGUCCUCCUGGCCGUCGUCUCGCCUCUCGUCUACCUUGCUGAGCAGCGCCUCGACUCGUUCUACGUGUUUGACCACAAGCACCUGCACGAGCUGUCCAACCAGGCCAUCGCCCAGCACGGCAACAACACGCGCGCCAUUGUCGGCCACAUCGUCGACGAGCUGCGCGCCCGCCCCGAGACGACCAAGUACAUCAGCGUCCAGGAGGAAUGGGUGUUUAACAACGCCGGCGGUGCCAUGGGUGGCAUGUACAUUAUCCAUGCUAGCGUCACCGAGUACCUCAUCAUCUUCGGCACUGCCAUCGGCACCGAAGGCCACACGGGUCGCCACACGGCUGACGACUACUUCCACAUCCUGACGGGCGAGCAGUGGGCUUACGUCCCCGGCGAGUACGAGCCCGAGAUCUACCCGGCCGGCAGCGUCCACCACCUGCAUCGCGGCACCGUCAAGCAGUACAAGAUGCCCGAGGGCUGCUUCGCUCUCGAGUACGCCCGCGGCUGGAUCCCGCCCAUGCUCUUCUUUGGCUUUGCCGACGGUCUCAGCAGCACCCUCGACUUCCCGACCUUGUGGCGCACCACUGUGGUUACCGGCCGCGAGAUGUUGGGCAACUUGAUGAUUGGCAAGUUUUGAGAGGAUAAAAGGGCGGUGGGAGAAAAUAGAACAUGGAGGGAAUGUUGUUGGAUGAAUCCUUGGAAAUGGGGUUUUUAGGGUAACAAGGUACAUAAUAAUAAUAAUACUGCAAAGUUAUAACCAAUAUGCCUCACCUCUUCCCCAAAGUCAAGUAAAGUGAAUGGUCGAUUUGGUAAAAUCACCAGUUUUUUCUACCAAAAUCUCCCGAAUUAACACCCAUGCACUCGGUUACGACAUCAAAGUCAUCUCCAAAGUGCAUCGGGGAUUAACAUGUUCAAUUCAUAUUGUACAUUUUACCCAGUUCCCAAGAAAUAAAAAUACCCAUUCUCUACCAGAUCAACAUCUGUCCCACUCACAGAGCCAAAGAAACCUUCCAGUCAGCCGAAACACGGGCACCAACGCCACGAAUAACAGCAUACGUCGUUGUCGUCUUGACCAGCUCGGCCUCGACCGUCUUCUUGACUGGCUUUCCGUCAGCACCAGUACCCUCCACGGUGACUGAAAUGCUAUCUCCAGCAGACUUUGACACUGGCACUCCCAAAACCACAAUCUUGUCCACCACCACAGUCUCAAACGCCUUCAUCCAGGAACCAGGCUUGAUCUUGCGCAGGGCAGCUUGGUCACGGCCCUCAAAGUCGGCCGAUGAGAUGGUGUUGUCUUCAAGCACGAACUUGCGGUGUACGUACUGCUGGGUCACAUAGUCGAAGCUGUCGCCGUCGUCAACGUACAGCGAACCCUCAGCCUUGCGGCCCGACUUGGGGUAUGUGACCACGAGAGUGUACGGGUCGAAGCGCAUGAGGGCGCUUGAUCGACGGGGAAUGUCCCUGCGAGCAAGGAUGUGACCGCCGCGCAUGAGGAGCGGGAUCGUGUCUAGAGGAGCAGGCAUGGUUGUGUGCUUGCCCUUGGUGGUAGCGAUGGCGCCGUAGGUGAAGUAGUUGUAGUACACCUCAUCGUCAGGGAUGUAAAUAUCCACCGUGUUCUUGUCCUUCUCGGUGACAGGCUUGUGAAGGAGACCAGUCUCGCCGACGAAGAACUGGUCGUCGAUGGCGAAACCGCCCUCGUCGGACGGGUGCGUGUAGAACAUGGGCCGGAUGAUGGGAGUACCCUGAGUUGCGGCCUGCUGGAAGGUGGUGUACCACGAGGGAAGCAGGCUGUACCUGAGACGGAGCGCCUUGGUCAUGAUGGAGGUGUAAGGUUCUCCGACGAGGUACGGCUCACGGCGACGGGCGUCGAUGUGAGCGUGGCCACGGAAGAAUGGGUAGAAGGCACCGGCCUGAUACCAACGGGCCAUCAGUUCACUCUCGGGGUUGCCAAAGAAUCCACCCACGUCGGCACCGGAGAAAGGAAAUCCGGCAAUGCCCUGGCUCAACAGCAUGGGGGUAGCGGCGCCGAGGUGCUCCCAAGAAGCCUGGUUGUCACCAGUCCACAUGGCACCGAGACGCUGCGAGCCUGCAAAGAAGGACCGGGUGAGCACGAAAGGCCGACGCUUCUCACCAGGCUUCCGAGAGAUGAGGGCCUGGUGAGUGGCGUUGUGGAAAGUCAUGCCGUUGAGGUUGUGCACGUCUCUGUGCUCCCAGUUGCCGUGAUGCAGGUUAUCCUUGGGCAUGCUGACCUCUGGUCCGUUAAAGACAGAAGGCUCGUUCAUGUCGUUCCAGAUGAAGACGUUCUCGGCGGUGCCGGUGAAUGAAGAGUACUGGAAGAGCGUCUUCCACCACUCGACGGCCUUGGAGUUGAAAGCGUCGAUGUAGUGGGAAGCUCCAGGCCAGCACCAGCCCUCGAAUAUACUACCAUCCUUGGUCUUGACGGCCAGAUCCUUGGAUUUGAGCUCCUCAACGACUUGGUAUCCAGGCUCGUUCUUGAUGUGCGGAUCAAUAAUGACAACGAGCUUGCGGCCGUGCUCAUCAAGCUUCUUGGUCAUGCCGAUGGGGUCCUUGAACAUGUCCUUGUCCCAGGUGAAAUACUUCUUACCAUCGGUAUAUUCGAUAUCGAGCCAAAUGACGUCGUAAGGAAUGUGGAACUUAUCCAUCUUACGGUCGACAUCCUUAACAUCGUCGUCGGAGAUGUAGUUCCAACGGCACUGGUGGUAACCCAGUGAGAAUUCUUGCGGCAUGGCGGUGAAGCCAGUCAGCUCGCCGUACUUCUGGAUGACGUCCUUUGGGCUUGGACCCAGGAAGACAAAGACAUCCAAAAGACCGCUCUCAGAAAUCCAGUGAGUCUGUGUAGUCUUCUUUGAGCCCAGACCGAGAGCCAUGGGGUUCUUGGAAGACUUGGCCUUGGUGAUGUCAAUCCAAGUCUCAGCUGCGUUCAGCCAGAAGACACCAACGGUCGAGUCCUUGCGGUGGGCUUGCAUGAAAGGAAUAGCUCCGUAGAGACUCAUGGGGCUGUCGAGGAUGUACUCAAAGACGUCGAGGUUGUAGAAACGGUAGGGCUCGUUGUAGUUACCAUCACCACCGCGUGUCUCCUUCAGAGACAAGGGACCGGCGUGCGAUGGGAUACCAAAAACGUGCUCAUAGUCGACGAAUGAGAUGUCAAGACCAAUGCUCUCGGGUCCACGAGGCUUGCUGUCUGUGUUGCCUCCAAAAGUCUCCUCCCACCAUGUGCUCUCGUCCUCGCCUUGUGGCUUCUCUUCCUUGUUCUCAUCCUUGUUUUCGCCCUCAGAGUCCUUCUCGUACUCGGCUUUGUCGAUCUUGGGCCGCCAGUGCUCCAUAUUCAAGAGUCCACGGUCGUUGAACUUGAUCUGACUGCUGCCGUCCCUCUUGAAGUCGAUGCCAAAGGGCGCGAACUUGAUGUGGGCCUCGAACUUGCCCUCGGGACCGAACUUGACUGUGAUCUGGUCCUUGUCCUGAAAGGCAACCUUGGCUUCGGCAUCCACGUCCAAGCCACCGACAAUGGCGAACUUUUCAGCCUCAUUGUAGCGCUCUUUGCGGGCGUUGCUGCCAUGUCUGAGCUCAAUGUCCUUGUUCAGACGCUUUUCUUCGUCGACGGUAACGCGGGCAGUGCCAGACUUGAGGAACGACACAGUCAAUGGCAAUCGAACAGUUGCGCCAUCUUCAGCGAUGGUUUUGAGGAUGAUGGCCUCGAGUUUACCAUCCUUCAAGGCGACGGAUUCGGAGAAGACAUUGUAUGGGGAUGACCAGGUAGAGCUGGUGGCUGCAUCGGCAUAUGCCCGAUUACGCUUGCAAAAGCCGGACUGAUCGCACUUUUUAAAGUCAUGCUCCUUGACCAUGAAUACUGGUGUAAAGAGGGAGAAUAGGAGACAGAAGACUGCCGCCCAGCUCCAGCUGGAGGACCGCAUUUUGUAAAUAUGUAAUCUGAGUUGCAGGUAGUAGGUGGCCUGCACGCACA